UCAUACGACAAGUAGUUGAUAAAACUUAUUAUCUGUUGUGUGUAUAUAACUCUUUAGUGAAGAAAAUAGUUGAAUUGGCAACAUCAUGAAGUUGAUAGUUUUCUGUUUGAUUUUGGUGCCCUGUUUAGCCAUACCUAGUGAGAUCCAGACUGAUAAAGCAACUGUCGAACUACCCGAUGGAGCUAUUUCUUGCCAAAUCGACAGUCCGACUAGGGAUGAAUGCAUUAAAGAGGCUAUCCAGGAUAUGAUACCAAACCUACAGAAAGGCAUGGAUUAUUUAAACAUUCCACCGAUUGACCCUUACACAGUGAAUGGUACUACAUUCGAAUAUAAACGAGGGGACAUAGCUGCCACAUUGAAUGUGAAAACCGUUACGUUCCAUGGUAUGAGUAAGGCCCAGAUAAAGGAUGUACGAACGAAAAUCGACGAAUUAGGCAUGAGCACCGAAAUCGAUGUCUUUAUGCCACGCAUAUAUGCUGAAGGAUUGUACAAAGCCACUGGCAAAGUGAAUAGCUUCAAAAUAAAUGCUAAGGGCACCUUCAACAUGACGUUCAAGGAUACGGCAAUCACACAGAAAAUGAAAGGAGUUUUCGAAACGGUCGAUGGAGAACGAUAUCUCCGGAUCGAAAGCUACGACAUAAUUCCAACGAUUGGUGACUUGAAAGUUCAGAUGACCGGCAUUUUCCCGGAUCCGGAAUUAAACAAACUAGCUGUGGAAUUUAUCAAUCAGUACUGGCCAUUCCUCUACCGGGACAUUAUUCCGGAAACAAGGAAAAUGUGGGAACCAAUGUUGCUUGAGCAGAUAAACGCUUUCAUGCUUCGGCUACCAUUCAGUAAGAUGUUGUACUAUGGUGACGAGAGGAAACAGAAUUAAAUCAAUUUUUUGUUUCCGUUUUUUUCAAUGAGAUAAAUUAGUUAUCAAAUGA
Molecule: messenger RNA, 926 nt
Organism: Bradysia coprophila
Lineage: Eukaryota; Metazoa; Arthropoda; Insecta; Diptera; Sciaridae
Biological process (GO): multicellular organismal reproductive process
Source: RefSeq, a predicted model, not a curated record